ACCAAGACAGAAAGACUCACCUUUGUAAAUACAACACCAUAGUCGAUUGGCUUCAGUCCCAGGUUAUUGUUUCACAUGUAGCGUUCUUCUUUUUUUUCAGUAAGGGACAUGGUUUCACUGUAGUUUGACAGACGCGGUCAGCGUGUGUACUAGACGUGUCUUUGUGGACAGGUGCGUCCCACACACACACACAGAGGAGAUGAGCCGCUUUCUGAACGUCCUGCGGAGCUGGUUGUUGAUGGUGUCCGUCAUCGCGAUGGGAAACACCGUGCAGAGCUUCAGGGAUCACAGCUUCCUGUCCGAGAAGCUCUACACAGGCGCCCCGGAGUUUGUGAACGGUCUCCAAGCUCGGACAUUUGGCAUUUGGACGUUGCUGGCAUCGAUCAUUCGGUGCGCGUGUGCCAUCGACAUCCAGAACAGAACGCUGUAUCACAUCACCCUGUGGACGUUUGUGCUGGCGUUGGGACACUUUCUGUCCGAGGCCUUCCUCUACAAAACUGCGCCGCUGACUAUUGGCGUCAUGGCACCCCUCAUAGUGGCGAGUUUCUCCAUCAUAGCGAUGCUCAUCGGGUUCCCGUGUCUUCCAGAGACACAAGAGGAAGUCGGAACGCGACAGAAGAAGCGCAACUGAACCUCAAGCAGUUUCCUCUUGUUAACUGAACCCUCCGCCCUCACCAGACACGUGUGGACUGGUCCUUGUGUGCUGCUGUCUUGCCUUGAAGAACAGUCCAUGUUCUGUGACAUUUUGACUUACACCACUUACAUCUGUGUGUCUUGAUUUGGCACUUUUACAAAGGUGUUACACUACAGUGUUUCUGGUGUGCUGACUCAUCUUUAAAAAAAAUAGCUUUUAAAAAUAAGCAAUACGCGGAGGUUCGAUGGGAUCAGUUUUGUAGUAUCUUGUUUCCUGUUGUUUCACUGUGGUGUUAAAAAAAAUCGUCACAAAACUUUUGUAAAUUCAUUUUAAGAAUGAAAAAAAACCCUUUGCAAUGCCACUGAAAACAUCAUUUCAGAGAAAAGGAAAAAGAAUAAAUAAAUAAAUAAAAAUGGAGAAAAACAGGAAAA
Mugil cephalus (flathead mullet) is the source of this 1065-nucleotide messenger RNA. It is a transcript of the gene erg28, whose product is annotated as ergosterol biosynthesis 28 homolog. The transcript has 5 exons. Gene Ontology annotation, cellular component: membrane; endoplasmic reticulum. The coding region runs from base 200 to 631 and encodes 143 amino acids. The record is from RefSeq and is a predicted model, not a curated record. Gene Ontology annotation, molecular function: protein-macromolecule adaptor activity. NCBI's taxonomy places the organism in Eukaryota, Metazoa, Chordata, Actinopteri, Mugiliformes, Mugilidae.